AUGUCGAGGGAGCCCAACAAUCCUUUCACGGGGGCCUCAUCUGCCGAGAUCACAUUGAUAGGCAGUAUUGCGGCGUCUUUGAUGAAAUUGGGAGCACCAUACAUUGUUUCAUGGACCACAUAUUUCGACCCGAAAAUAGUCGUGUACGCAGGUGGCUUGCUAUAUGGUAUUGCCAGUGUGCUUGCAAGUUUUGGAAAUGCCUUGUGGCAUUUUCAAUUGACACAAGGUCUACUGAUAGGCAUUGCGACAUGUCUAUCUUUCAUGCCAUCUAUGGUAGUCCCACCUAGAUGGUUCGGGCGCCACAGGGCAUUUUGCAUGGGGAUUAUUUCUUCUGGGACAGGUAUCGGCGGUCUAGUGUGGUCUCCGGUCCUCACUGUCUGCAUCCAAGAAAUUGGCUUUCGAAACACUUUACGACUCACGGGCUGUAUAUGUACAAUCCUCGUUUGCAUAUCAGGCCAUGCCUUAGCCUGGGAACCACAAAUGGCUGCCUCCCUACAUGAAAGCAACCCCAAAGUUGAUUGGGCUACUGGAUUGUUGAAGGUCCCCCUGCCACCCCGACGACUUGUCUUGACACGCAAGUUUCUUGCGCAAAGCAUCAAUGCCUUUUUUCAGAGUGCUGCAUACUAUACUCCCAUCUUCUACAUCGCAGCGUUCUCUAAAACUCUCGGAUAUGACGAAACGGAUGGAGCCAAUUUUACAGCCCUCAGCAACGCAUGCAACGCUAUCGGAAAAGUUGGAGUUGGAUUUAUCGCUGAUAGAAUCGGACGACUAGACUCAUUCUUUUUCACGACGCUAUUGAGCUGUGUCUCUACAGGCGGCCUUUGGGUGUCAAGCACAGUUCUUGGACCUUCGAAUCUACAGAACAGCCGAGCACUGUUCGUUGCUUUCACCGUCGGAUAUGGCUUAUUCGCCAGUGCCUACAUCGGGCUCUUCUCACCUGCGCUAGUGGAGCUCUUUGGCAUAUCCGAUAUGCCUCAUGUCACGGGCAUCAUGUACAUGUUUCAGGGUGUAGCUGGGUUGAUUGGAACUCCUGUGGCCGGCCUUUUGGUUUUCGAAUUUCCGUUGAAAACGGGUAAAUUUGAAGGACCAGCGGCCCUGCCAAUCAACGUCUCAACAUUACAAAUUCGACCAAAUCGGCCUCUUCUCUUCAAAUGA
Aaosphaeria arxii CBS 175.79 is the source of this 1155-nucleotide messenger RNA. RefSeq names its product monocarboxylate transporter. Gene Ontology annotation, cellular component: fungal-type vacuole membrane. Gene Ontology annotation, biological process: transmembrane transport. Gene Ontology annotation, molecular function: transmembrane transporter activity. NCBI's taxonomy places the organism in Eukaryota, Fungi, Ascomycota, Dothideomycetes, Pleosporales. The transcript is spliced from 2 exons. The record is from RefSeq and is a predicted model, not a curated record. The coding region runs from base 1 to 1155 and encodes 384 amino acids.